This is a messenger RNA of Drosophila eugracilis, 342 nucleotides long. RefSeq lists its product as uncharacterized. The transcript has a single exon. The record is from RefSeq and is a predicted model, not a curated record. Bases 34 to 285 code for a protein of 83 amino acids. NCBI's taxonomy places the organism in Eukaryota, Metazoa, Arthropoda, Insecta, Diptera, Drosophilidae.
GGAAGACAGUCACUAUUGUUUUAAAGCCAAACAAUGAAGUUAGCAACCUAUCUCUUAGCCGUAGUCCUGUUCGCCGGAUUCUUCCUGCUCCAACCUUCUUCUGCCCAGACGAACUCCACCACCACCACUAACAGCACAACAACAGACGCAACCACAGAGGCAACUACUACCACGACCGCCACAACUGCUGCUGCCAAAACUGUCCACAGGAAACAUUUUACCAUCCACAACCUUAAAUAUACAAAUGUUCGAAGGAUUCAUGUUAACAAGAAGAAAUCCGGUUAACAUACUCGCAGAUUUAGGAAACUUUUGACAAUGAUAAAUAAAUGCAACUAAAAAAAA